AUGUUUAACGUUCGAAGCCUUCCUUUAUUGUUUCUAUGCACUUGUCUAUUUGCCUUUCAGCUGCCGGGUGUUUAUGAUACGAAGGACAAACAGGAAUUUUCAAACAGAAAAGACUUGCCACAGAAAGAUGAGAAGAUGACGCCCAGUAUAAACUAUCUCAAUUCAACGAAUAGUAACAGGGACACUAAGAAGACUAGUGGUACACUAGCAAGAAAAAAACGAUUAGAACUUUCCAUUGAGGGUGUUCGCUGUGACAAAUCCAUUCAGCACAGCCUGGCCAUUGCAUUGGGUGUGGUCAUAUUAAUAUUUUUCUUCUUUCUAAUGAUUCUGAUUUACUGGUGCCGUCGUAGGGUACCUCGAUGGAAAAACGAGAAAGAAGAAUGGGACCAACUACUGAAGGAUCGACUGGAAGAUGAUUAUCGAAGAAAAAUGUAUGCGCCACCCUUACCUCCGCGGAAUAAUGUUUAUUCACCGAAACUCUCUAAGCAAGUAUCUUCAAAUGACAACUCCCCUAAGUACAUCAGCUUAACCGACAUCAGGAAAUACCUGGACAGCACGGAUGCCAAAGAAAGCAAAAAGAAGCCAAAAGAUUCAGUGACUCCCUCGAAUGGGAACGAGAAAGAGAAAUCCGAGAAUUUGACUGGAGACAAUUCACUUCAGCGAGCGGAAAAUGCACAAAAAGAAACCCGAUCUAAAACGAAUACUGACCCCAAUUCAAGUGCAGCGACAAUGUCCGGAGGGUAUUACUUCAAAAAUUUUGAUCCGGAAACAGAGUUGAAAUUAAGAACAUCUGAAUAUCUAAGUUGCGAUGAGAAUCUAGAAAACAUGGCUAUAAAUUCAAGGAAAGUUCAUCGUGCAUCUCGAGAGCAUCACUCGAGGAGUAGGCGUUUGUCAAUAGAUAGCAAAUCGUCCGGCGGGAAACCUCGUUCUGAAAAUUUCCCGCUCUUUUCCGAGUUUUCAGACGACCCUAAAGAACGUUUACUCGAUGAAGGAAGAAACAGUUAG
Molecule: messenger RNA, 1005 nt
Organism: Acanthosepion pharaonis
Lineage: Eukaryota; Metazoa; Mollusca; Cephalopoda; Sepiida; Sepiidae
Source: the annotation of a GenBank genome assembly